Molecule: messenger RNA, 2190 nt
Organism: Pistacia vera
Lineage: Eukaryota; Viridiplantae; Streptophyta; Magnoliopsida; Sapindales; Anacardiaceae
Product: beta-glucuronosyltransferase GlcAT14B-like
Exons: 5
Coding region: 535-1800 (421 amino acids)
Cellular component (GO): membrane
Molecular function (GO): glucuronosyltransferase activity
Source: RefSeq, a predicted model, not a curated record
UACAAUUCACAUAAAAAAUGCAACCUAAAUCUAUCUGUUGCAGAAAGAAAAAAAAAAACAGAACAAACAGUGGAGGUUAAUGUGUUUCUGUAUGUAGUUGUUGCUUUGCCGACUUCGAUCAAUCCUAAAAAGCGAGUUUUCAAGUUCAGCAGGAUACCAAAACGUGUUUUUUUUCAACUCAAAGGCUUAACCCACUUCUUGUCUUGUCUGUUUUUGUAGUUUUCUUUCUUUCUUUCUUUCUUUUUUUUUCCAGUUUGAAAAACUUGAAAGCUACUAAAAUACAUUUUUAAUUAAUCAACUCUGUAAAACCUGCGCAAACAAGGUCUUUCUCCGUGCCCUUUAUCAAGAUUCAAGAAAAAAAGAUAUAUUUUUUGAAGAUCAGAGUUUGUAGCAUUUAAGAAGUUUGUGAUCUGAGUGCUGAGGGUAUAGGUGAAGAUCUUGUGGUGUUUGAUCCAGUAGAAGGUUUUCUGAGUUGCUAAUUGAGGAAAAUUGGGAUAUUAGAAUUGUGGAUUGAAGGGCCGAUAAAGUUGUUUGAUGGGAUCUCUAAACAUGGAGAAGAAGUGGGUAUUCCCACUGGUGAUAAGCUCUCUUGUGUGUAUAUUUCUUAUUGCAACUUCCUUCAACAUGGGUCUAAUCUCUUCGUUACACACGAUCAAUGCUAUCUUCUCGAUUUUCCCCUCUCAAUUCUCAGCAAACCAUACUGAUCCAACAUAUGCCGAAAUGAAGGUUAAACAGGCUCCACCGCCUCCUUCUGGCCCGACAAUUCCUCGAUUUGCUUAUUUGGUUUCUGGGUCAAAGGGUGAUCUGGAAAAGCUUUGGAGAACUCUUCAGGCGCUAUAUCAUCCAAGGAACCAAUAUGUUGUUCAUUUGGACCUUGAAGCCUCAAUCGAGGAAAGAUUGGAGCUUGCAUCGCGAGUGGAGAAAGAUCCCAUGUUUUCAAAGGUUGGGAAUGUCCACAUGAACAUCAAGGCUAAUAUGGUUACUUAUAGAGGACCAACUAUGGUUGCUAAUACGCUUCAUGCUUGUGCUAUUCUUCUCAAGAAAAGUAAGGACUGGGAUUGGUUUAUUAAUCUUAGUGCUUCAGAUUAUCCUCUUGUGACUCAAGACGAUCUUCUUUUCACAUUUUCAACUUUAAACCGGAAACUUAAUUUCAUUGAGCACACGAGCAGGCUUGGUUGGAAAGAGGAUAAACGAGCAAUGCCUUUGAUGAUUGACCCAGGACUUUACAUGUCGACUAAGUCAGAUAUAUUCUGGGUCACACCACGGAGAACUUUGCCGACAGCAUUUAAAUUAUUUACUGGGUCGGCAUGGAUGGUUCUUUCUCGUUCAUUCAUAGAAUAUUGCAUUUGGGGUUGGGAUAAUCUCCCAAGAACUUUGCUCAUGUACUACACAAACUUUGUCUCUUCUCCUGAAUCCUAUUUUCACACUGUCAUCUGCAACGUCCCAGAAUUUGCUGAUACUGUUGUCAAUCAUGACUUGCACUACAUUUCUUGGGACAAUCCCCCAAGACAACACCCACACGUUCUCUCACUUAACGACACUGAUAAGAUGAUUGCAAGCAAUGCUGCUUUUGCCCGGAAAUUCAAACAAGGUACUCGUGUCUUGUACAAGAUUGACAAAGAGUUACUUGGUCGGAAGAAUGGGACCUUCACCCCUGGUGCUUGGUGCUCUGGUGACUCCACUUGUUCAAAGCUUGGAGACCCAAACAAGAUCAAACCGGGUCCUGGAGCUGAAAGACUUCGCACCUUAAUUACUAGGCUUGUAACGGAAGCUAAACACGGUCAGAACCAGUGUAAGUAGAUCUCAUGACAGUUUGUUGCAGACAGAAAGAUUACUACCCAGAAUCUGGCCAACGGCUUUGAAAGUCAUAAAGGGAAGAAUUGUUGAUGGUGAAGUUACAUUUUCGCCUCAUUUUUGUUAGAGUCUGAGUAUGUUAGUACAUCAGAAAAAAAUGUACCCAAAAGAAUUGAGAUGGAUGGGAUCAAAUACUGUUCCUGAUCAUCCAUUCUUUUGUUAGGCCGUCCACGAUUAUACAACUCGGAAAGCUUUCCGCAGUUAUUUUUUCCCACGUCUCAUUGUUAAUAAAUUUUUUUCACUCCCAAAUAAUUAGAUAUAGUACGGAUUUCAACUUGGAAACUAUUUCUGUUGUGUGACAGUUCAAGUAAUGCAGCCUGGUACUAAUAAGAUCAA